AUGGCGUCCAUGUUUGAACAGCCAGGGAACGGCACUCUGUUUCUCGGUGGCCAGAAGAUUUCCGGCUCCGAUAUUCGUGAUCAAAAUGUGCUGGCCACGCAAGCCAUUGCAAAUGUUGUCAAGAGCUCCUUUGGCCCUAGCGGCCUCGACAAGAUGAUGGUCGACGACAUUGGUGACGUCACCGUCACCAACGACGGCGCCACCAUCCUCCAGCUCCUCGACGUCGAAGACCCGGCCGGCAAGAUCCUCGUCGACCUCGCUCAGCAGCAAGACAGGGAAGUCGGUGAUGGCACAACCUCAGUCGUCCUCAUCGCCGCCGAGCUCCUCCGUCGCGGCAACGAGCUCAUGAAGAACCGCAUACACCCCACCACCAUCAUUACUGGCUACCGCCUUGCUCUCCGCGAAGCCGUCAAGUACCUCCAGGACAAUAUAAGCAUCAAGGUUGAGAAUCUCGGCCGCGACUCCCUCAUCAACAUUGCCAAGACUUCCAUGUCAAGCAAAAUCAUUGGCGCCGACUCCGACUUCUUCGCCAACAUGGUUGUCGACGCCAUUACUGCCGUCAAGACAACCAACUAUAAGAAUGAAGUCAAGUACCCAGUCAAGGCCGUCAACAUCCUCAAGGCCCACGGCAAGGGCGUCCUCGAGUCCGUCCUCAUCAAGGGUUACGCCCUCAACUGUACUGUCGCCUCCCAGGCCAUGCCCACCAAUAUCCAGGACGCCAAGAUUGCUAUUUUGGACAUGAACUUGCAAAAAGAGCGCAUGAAGAUGGGUGUUCAGAUUACUGUCGACGACCCUCAGCAACUGGAGCAAAUCCGUGCUCGCGAGUCUGGCAUGGUUCUAGAGCGAGUUGACAUGAUCCUCAAGGCUGGCGCCAAUGUCAUCCUCACUACCAAGGGCAUUGACGAUCUGGUACUGAAGCUAUUUAUCGAGAGAGGCGCCAUGGGUGUCCGUCGCUGCAAAAAGGAGGAUCUGAGACGCAUCGCCAAGGCAACCGGUGGCACCUUGCUAAGCACCCUUUCCGAUCUUAACGGUGACGAGAAGUUUGACCCCUCGUACCUCGGCCAUGCCGACUCUAUCGCCCAGGAACGCAUAUCCGACGACGAGUGCAUCAUUCUUCGCGGACCCAAGAACCAUUCCGCCGCCUCAUUCAUUCUGCGCGGUCCCAACGACUACACGCUCGACGAGAUGGAGCGUUCCAUUCACGACUCUCUCUGUGCUGUGAAGCGUACUCUUGAAAGCGGCAGCAUUGUCCCCGGUGGUGGUGCGGUCGAGACCGCCCUUCACAUUUACCUGGAAGAGUUCGCUGGUACCGUCGGCUCGCGCGAGCAGCUUGCCAUUGGCGAAUUCGCCCAAUCCCUCCUAGUCAUUCCCAAGACGCUGGCCGUCAACGCUGCCAAGGAUUCCUCAGAGCUCGUUGCGCAGCUCCGCUCAAGACACGCGCUGUCCCAGCGCAUCCAGGAGGGUGAAGCCAACGAAGACGAGAAGACGGUCGCCCGCAAGAAGGGUUACAAGAACUAUGGUCUCGAUCUUACGCGCGGCAAGGUCGUAGAUGAGCUCAAGCUUGGCGUUUUGGAGCCUAGCAUGAGCAAGGUUCGCCAGCUAAAGAGUGCCGUUGAGGCAUGCAUCUCCAUCAUGCGUAUUGAUACCCUCAUCAAGUUGGACCCUGAGCCGCCCAAGGAUGAUGGCCAUGGCCACUAA
This is a messenger RNA of Cordyceps militaris CM01, 1698 nucleotides long. Its product is annotated as T-complex protein 1 subunit alpha. Gene Ontology annotation, molecular function: ATP binding; ATP-dependent protein folding chaperone; ATP hydrolysis activity. Lineage: Eukaryota; Fungi; Ascomycota; Sordariomycetes; Hypocreales; Cordycipitaceae. The transcript has 3 exons. The record is from RefSeq and is a predicted model, not a curated record. Gene Ontology annotation, cellular component: chaperonin-containing T-complex. Gene Ontology annotation, biological process: protein folding. Bases 1 to 1698 code for a protein of 565 amino acids.